UAAAUGGUAAACUUUCAAACGUUUUUGCAUUUAAGGUGAGAAGUAAGAAAGGUGUAGGUCCACUGGCAAGUUCCGACAAACGCUUUAAAGAUUCCGUAGCUGUAAAAAUCCCGUCGCCCAACAAAUACAACGUGUCCCAAAAAAUAGAAGUGAAACCUUCCACGGCACCUUUUGGAAUAAAGGCUAAAAUAGUUCGAAUCUCUGCUAAUGACAUUCCAGGUCCAGCCACUUAUGACAUCAGAAAGCUUCGAAAAUGCCGCAGGACCAGAUUUUCCAGUAAUUUUGGUAGACCGAAAUUGAUGUAUACGGUGGAAACGGUAUGCGUACCGGUACCAACUGAUAAAUGCCGGAAAUGCAAUACGGUUUGUCAGGGAGACUAUUGGCAUCUGGAUUACACGCAGUUCCUCUGUUCAUCGUGCUGGAAUGCAGAAAAGUACUUAGAGUUAUUAAGUAAAGACGAUCUUCAAAAAAUGAAGAAAAUUCGAAAUUGCGCAUUUAUGCAUAAUCACGAAGGUACCAACGCGGCAGAGAUUAUCUUAUCGCCAGAAGCGACUAGGAAGAAAAUUUACCUAGAAAAUUAUCUAGAUUUGUAUAUGAAAUGCUAAAAUUACAGAAGAAACUUUAUUAGGUAAUAA
Molecule: messenger RNA, 635 nt
Organism: Sitophilus oryzae (rice weevil)
Lineage: Eukaryota; Metazoa; Arthropoda; Insecta; Coleoptera; Curculionidae
Exons: 4
Coding region: 300-605 (101 amino acids)
Source: RefSeq, a predicted model, not a curated record